Molecule: messenger RNA, 9413 nt
Organism: Colius striatus (speckled mousebird)
Lineage: Eukaryota; Metazoa; Chordata; Aves; Coliiformes; Coliidae
Gene: EML6
Product: EMAP like 6
Exons: 42
Coding region: 1-5898 (1965 amino acids)
Molecular function (GO): microtubule binding
Source: RefSeq, a predicted model, not a curated record
AUGGCGGAUCGGACGGCUCCUAGAUGCCAGCUCCGUCUGGAGUGGGUCUACGGGUACAGGGGUCACCAGUGCCGCAAUAACCUGUACUACACGGCGGGCAAAGAGGUGGUUUACUUCGUGGCUGGAGUCGGCGUGGUCUAUAACACCAGGGAGCACAGCCAGAAAUUCUUCCUCGGGCACAACGAUGAUAUUAUCAGCCUCGCUGUGCACCCGGAGAAAACUUUAGUAGCUACAGGGCAGGUUGGGAAGGACCCUUACAUCUGCAUCUGGGAUUCCUACCGAGUGCAGACUGUGUCAGUUCUUAAGGAUGCACAUACUCAUGGAGUUGCCUGCUUAGCUUUCGAUUCAGAUGGCCAGCGUUUGGCUUCAGUGGGACUGGAUGCCAAAAAUACCGUGUGUAUUUGGGACUGGAAGAGAGGAAAACUACUGGCAACAGCUACAGGCCAUUCAGACAGGAUAUUUGAUAUUUCCUGGGAUCAAUAUCAACCAAAUAGAAUUGUCAGCUGUGGAGUAAAACACAUAAAGUUUUGGACAUUGUGUGGAAAUGCACUGACAGCAAAGAGAGGAAUAUUUGGGAAAACAGGAGAUCUCCAAACUAUCCUUUGUUUGGCAUGUGCAAAAGAAGAUAUCACGUACUCUGGUGCUUUAAAUGGAGAUAUCUACGUUUGGAAAGGACUGAACUUAGUCCGCACCAUUCAAGGAGCACACAGUGCUGGAAUUUUUAGUAUGUAUGCUUGUGAGGAAGGUUUUGCCACUGGAGGGAGAGAUGGUUGCAUUCGGUUAUGGGACACUGACUUCAAACCAAUUACUAAAAUUGAUCUCAGGGAGACUGAACAAGGAUACAAAGGUUUGUCCAUCCGAAGUGUCUGCUGGAAAGCAGACAGACUUUUAGCAGGGACACAGGACAGUGAAAUAUUUGAGGUGCUAGUAAGAGAGAGAGAUAAACCCAUGCUGAUUAUGCAGGGUCACUGCGAAGGGGAGCUCUGGGCCUUGGCAGUCCAUCCAAAGAAGCCUCUCGCAGUCACGGGCAGCGACGAUCGAUCCGUACGGUUAUGGAGUCUGGCUGACCAUGCCUUGAUAGCUCGUUGUAAUAUGGAAGAAGCAGUACGGAGCGUGUCUUUCAGUCCUGAUGGAUCACAGUUAGCCCUUGGCAUGAAGGAUGGCUCCUUCAUUGUUCUUCGAGUAAGAGACAUGACAGAGGUAGUUCACAUUAAAGACCGGAAAGAAGUGAUCCACGAGAUGAAGUUUUCACCAGACGGCUCUUACCUCGCUGUGGGCUCCAACGAUGGCCCGGUGGAUAUCUAUGCAGUUGCUCAGCGAUACAAAAAAAUUGGAGAAUGUAACAAAUCUUCCAGUUUUAUAACUCAUAUUGACUGGUCUGUGGAUAGUAAAUUCUUGCAAACCAAUGAUGGUGCCGGAGAGAGGCUGUUCUACAAAAUGCCAUCCGGGAAGCAUCUAAGUAGCAAAGAUGAGAUCAAAGGUAUUCACUGGGCCUCGUGGACCUGUGUGAUAGGAUCUGAAGUGAAUGGGAUUUGGCCAAAAUAUACAAACAUUACAGAUGUCAACUCUGUGGAUGGAAAUUACAACAGUUCAGUGCUUGUGACUGGAGAUGAUUUUGGUCUGGUUAAAUUAUUCAGGUUUCCAUGCCUAAAGAAAGGAGCUAAAUUCAGGAAAUACAUUGGCCAUUCAGCACAUGUAACCAAUGUCCGUUGGUCCCAUGAUUUCCAGUGGGUUUUAAGCACCGGAGGUGCUGAUCACUCUGUUUUUCAGUGGCGCUUUAUCCCAGAAGGGAUAACAAACGGCAUCCUUGAAACAUCUCCACAAGAGGGUGGUGUUGAUUCCUACAGUGACGAAUCGGAUUCAGAUUUAUCUGAUGUGCCAGAGUUAGAUUCUGACAUUGAGCAGGAAGCUCAAAUCAACUACGAUCGCCAGGUUUACAAAGAAGACCUACCUCAGCUGAAACAGCAAAGUAAAGAGAAAAACCAUUCUGUGCCCUUCCUCAAAAGAGAGCGAGCGCCCGAGGACAGUUUAAAGUUGCAGUUUAUCCAUGGUUACAGAGGCUAUGACUGUCGAAAUAACUUGUUCUACACACAAACUGGAGAAGUGGUGUAUCAUAUUGCUGCCGUAGCUGUUGUCUAUAACAGGCAGCAACACACUCAAAGGCUGUAUCUUGGGCAUGAUGAUGACAUCCUCAGUCUAAGCAUUCACCCAGUGAAAGAUUAUGUUGCUACUGGACAGGUUGGAAGAGAUGCUGCUAUCCACGUUUGGGACACACAGACAUUGAAAUGUUUAUCCUUGCUCAAAGGCCAGCAUCAGAGGGGAGUGUGUGCACUGGAUUUUUCAGCUGAUGGAAAAUGUUUGGUAUCAGUUGGGCUAGAUGAUAAUCAUGCCAUUGUGUUUUGGGAUUGGAAAAAAGGAGAAAAGCUAGCAACAACCAGGGGCCAUAAAGAUAAAAUAUUUGUAGUGAAGUGCAAUCCACAUCAUGUAGACAAACUAGUCACGGUUGGCAUGAAGCACAUCAAAUUUUGGCAGCAAACAGGUGGGGGCUUCACAUCCAAACGAGGAACAUUUGGAACUACUGGGAAGUUAGAAACUAUGAUGAGUGUCUCGUAUGGGCGAAUAGAAGAUCUCGUUUUCUCUGGUGCUGCUACAGGAGACAUUUAUAUCUGGAAGGACACUCUGCUGCUUAAGACAGUGAAAGCCCAUGAUGGACCUGUAUUUGCCAUGCAUGCACUGGAUAAGGGUUUUGUAACUGGUGGAAAAGAUGGAAUUGUGGCACUGUGGGAUGAUAUGUUUGAAAGGUGUCUGAAGACGUAUGCUAUUAAAAGAGCAGCACUAUCUGCCAGUUCUAAAGGUUUACUUUUAGAAGACAAUCCCUCUAUUCGAGCCAUCAGUCUAGGACAUGGGCAUAUACUGGUGGGAACUAAAAAUGGAGAGAUACUUGAAAUUGAUAAAAGUGGCCCUAUGACUCUACUUGUUCAGGGACAUAUGGAAGGAGAAGUCUGGGGCUUGGCAGCUCAUCCUCUCUUGCCUGUGUGCGCCACAGUGAGUGAUGAUAAAACACUCCGAAUCUGGGAGCUCUCGUCCCAGCACCGCAUGCUGGCAGUGAGGAAGCUCAAAAAAGGAGGACGAUGCUGUGCCUUUUCUCCUGAUGGGAAAGCCUUGGCCGUGGGCUUGAAUGAUGGGAGUUUUCUGGUGGUAAAUGCUGACACUGUGGAAGACAUGGUCUCUUUUCACCACAGAAAGGAAAUGAUCUCAGACAUAAAGUUUUCCCGAGAAUCAGGAAAGUACCUGGCUGUGGCUUCCCACGAUAACUUUGUAGAUAUUUACAAUGUACUUACCAGCAAAAGAGUUGGCAUUUGUAAAGGUGCAUCCAGCUACAUCACACACAUCGACUGGGACUCAAGAGGGAAGUUAUUGCAAGUCAAUUCUGGUGCCAAAGAACAACUAUUUUUUGAAGCACCAAGGGGGAAAAGGCAUAUUAUAAGAGUUGCUGAGAUAGAGAAGAUCGAGUGGGAUACUUGGACGUGUGUUCUGGGUCCUACUUGUGAAGGAAUUUGGCCGAUGCACAGCGAUGUCACGGUGGUAAACGCAGCCAGCCUGACAAAGGACGGAACGCUCUUAGCUACAGGAGAUGAUUUUGGUUUUGUGAAGCUUUUUUCAUAUCCAGUGAAGGGCCAACAUGCCAAGUUCAAGAAGUAUGUGGGUCACAGCGCACAGGUGACCAACGUGAGGUGGCUGCACAAUGAUUCCGUGCUGCUGACUGUAGGUGGUGCUGACACAGCUUUGAUGAUCUGGACCAGAGAAUUUUUGGGCAUUCAGGAGAGUAAGCUGGUUGACAGUGAAGAAUCAGACACAGAUGCAGAAGAAGAUGGAGGUUAUGAUAGUGAUGUUGCAAGAGAAAAAGCAAUUGACUAUACCACUAAGAUCUAUGCAGUAAGCAUCCGAGAAAUGGAAGGGACAAAACCCCAUCAACAGCUGAAGGAGGUUUCAGUAGAAGAGAGGCCACCAGUUAGCAGAGCUGCUCCUCAGCCUGAGAAACUGCAAAAGAACAAUGUCAGCAAGAAAAAGAAACUGGUUGAGGAGCUGGCUUUAGACCAUGUUUUUGGAUACAGAGGAUUUGAUUGUCGCAACAACCUUCACUACCUGAACGACGGGGCCGACAUUAUUUUCCACACAGCUGCAGCAGGCAUAGUUCAAAAUCUCUCUACUGGUAGUCAGAGCUUCUACCUGGAGCACACAGAUGACAUUCUCUGCCUGACUGUGAAUCAGCACCCCAAGUAUAAGAACAUUGUGGCCACCAGCCAGAUCGGUGAUAUGACAGAAUUCCCAGGUACAACUCCCACAAUCCACAUCUGGGACGCCAUGAGUAAGCAAACGGUUUCAAUGCUACGUUGCUUCCAUGCCAAAGGGGUCAACUACGUGAACUUCAGUGCCACUGGCAAGCUGCUGGUUUCGGUGGGAGUGGAUCCAGAACACACUAUCACAGUGUGGAGGUGGCAGGAAGGAGCUAAAAUUGCCAGCAGGGGAGGACACCUGGAGAGGAUCUUUGUGGUAGAGUUCCGCCCAGACUCAGACACUCAGUUUGUGUCUGUUGGGGUGAAGCACAUGAAGUUCUGGACGUUGGCUGGCAGCGCUUUGCUUUACAAGAAAGGAGUCAUUGGUUCCAUGGAAGAUGCCAAAAUGCAGACCAUGCUUUCUGUUGCCUUUGGAGCUAACAACCUGACGUUUACUGGUGCCAUCAAUGGAGACGUCUAUGUGUGGAAGGAUCACUUUCUGAUUCGGCUGGUGGCGAAGGCUCACACCGGGCCCGUGUUCACCAUGUACACGACGCUGCGCGACGGGCUCAUCGUCACAGGAGGGAAGGAGAGGCCCACCAAGGAAGGGGGAGCUGUAAAGCUGUGGGAUCAGGAGAUGAAGCGGUGCCGGGCGUUCCAGCUGGAGACGGGGCAGCUCAUCGAGUGCGUGCGCUCCGUCUGCCGGGGAAAGGGGAAGAUUUUAGUGGGAACAAAAGAUGGAGAAAUCCUUGAAGUAGGAGAAAAAAAUGCUGCUUCAAACUUGCUGAUUGACUGUCACAUGGAAGGAGAAAUCUGGGGCUUGGCAACUCACCCCUCCAAAGACAUCUUUAUCUCUGCAAGUAACGAUGGGACAGCAAGGAUCUGGGACCUGUCUGACAAAAAACUGCUGAACAAGGUGAGCCUGGGUCACCCAGCAAGGUGUGCUGCCUACAGCCCUGAUGGGGAGAUGGUUGCCAUUGGCAUGAAGAAUGGAGAGUUCAUCAUUUUGCUUGUGAACAGCCUGAAGGUUUGGGGCAAGAAGCGGGAUAGGAAGUCUGCGAUUCAGGAUAUCAGGAUCAGCCCAGAUAACAGGUUUUUGGCAGUAGGCUCCCAAGAGCAUACUGUAGAUUUCUAUGACCUCACUCAAGGUACAACCCUCAACCGAAUAGGCUACUGCAAGGACAUUGCAAGCUUUGUCAUCCAGAUGGAUUUCUCAGCAGACAGCAGGUACAUUCAGGUAUCGACGGGUGCCUACAAGCGGCAGGUUCACGAGGUGCCGCUCGGAAAGCAAAUAACAGAUCCUGCCUUCAUAGAGAAGAUCACCUGGGCCACCUGGACAAGCAUUCUAGGAGACGAAGUGAUGGGGAUUUGGCCGCGCAACGCGGAUAAAGCCGACGUGAACUGUGCGAGCGUGACCCACGCCGGCCUCAACAUCGUCACUGGCGACGACUUUGGGCUGGUCAAACUCUUCGAUUUCCCGUGCACAGAAAAAUUUGCCAAACACAAGCGGUACUUUGGGCACUCGGCGCACGUCACCAACAUCCGCUUCUCUCAUGAUGACAAGUACGUUGUCAGCACGGGAGGAGACGACUGCAGCGUGUUCGUGUGGCGGUGCCUGUGAGAGGAGCCUCGUGCUGCUGCCACCAGCCAGCGGCUGCCCCCCGCUGCCGCCCCCACGGCCUGACGGGACACGGACAGCAGCAUCCUCCAGCAGGGAACCUGGAGCUGGAAUCCCUUUGUAACCUGGGUAAGCCAAAGUGAUAAAACAGUUGACUCACUAAGCUGCUUUUGCCUAAUACUGUGUUGCUCAAACCACCUCUGAGAAGGGAGCACACCGAGAGGACGCUGGGCCCUUCCGUUUGUGUCACUGGAAAACGAAUGGCUUGAACAUUUGUGCAGGCAAGUUGGUGUUUCUCAGCCACGGCUGCUUGGCUCUCCAGGCUGGUGCAUUGAGUGAAGUGCAGGCGUUCAGUGAGCUGGGGUUCACUCUUCAGCUGCCAGUAAUCCAAGGAGCAAUGUAUCAUUUUUUUAAGUCCAUUUUAUUUUUCAAUAAGGUAUAUUUGGCAAGUUUUUCUAUCCAUGAAGUGCCUUUGAAUAAUUUUCUAGUAGUCUGGGCUACAAGUGUUGCCUCCCACCAGUUGCUUUCAAACACACGGUGCUAUAACUCGCAGAGGAGGGCUAACCACCACCGACACCUUUCCCAGCUGUGUGCUCACAUCUCCCUGCUUUCUGCUUUGGUUUUUAAUACCUUCACAAGUGAAUUCCAAACUGGUGUUGUAAGGACAAAUUCCUGAUGGCAUUAUGCCUCGUGGUAAGAUGUUCACAAUUGGGUUGUGGUGGCAGCUCGGCUGCAGCCAGAAUAACUCAGUGAGGAGGGGGAAGAGAGUGUGGAGAGACUUUAGGUGGUUAAAGACAUUGUGUAACACAAAUAUUGAGGAAAUUGUUCCCCCAGUGUUUGUUCCUGCAUGCUCCUCAUUUAUGGGCAGCUGUGCUCUGCAGACAGCUCCUUGCACAGGCACUGGCCAGCCCCUGCAUUGAAGAGGUGUUUGAAAGCCUCCCAGAGUCCUCAUUGCCCAGCACUGCCAGGGUGCGUCCCCUGGGAUGGCCCCACGAGUGCCAGGCUGCUGGAGACAACAGGGAUCAGUGAUCCCAGCAACUGUGCCUGUCCUCAGGAAAAGCAGCACCUUUGCAAAGGUGAGCUCCUCCCCAUCCCUGCUUCUCCUGCACCCUGGGCAGCCCCCACCCCUGGGGCUGGGCUGAGGUGGAAGGACAGGAAGGUGGAAGUGGAGCCCACAAAAAGCAAUCAGAGCUGUUGGGACAUCUGUUAGCAAACAUUUUGUCCAAACCAAACCCUGCAGGGACAAUGGAACAGCAAGUUCAACUUUUCCCUAGGAAACUGUUGAGAAAGGGAAAGAAAAUACGUCAAAACAAAACCCCGUGGCCAUUUGUGGCAAGGGACAAGGACCCUGCUUUGAACUUGCCUUUCUUUCAAAGACUGGUGAGUAAUGAAAGGAAAGGGAGCCCAAAAUGAAACACUUAAAGUUAGAUUCAGUGUAUGAAAUGAACUGUUAGAAGUGCUGUAGUUCCAGUUCAGGUAAAUAGGAUGUGGCACUUGGGAUGGAGCUGCAGGACACAGCGAGCACCCAGCUGAAGGAGUAGAUCAGUGCACAAUGAACACACAAAAGUGCUUCAGCAACCUCAAAGAAUUACCUUUCUUUAAAACUGAGUCGAUGACGAAUGCCUUAUGUCUAUCCAGAUGAGUGUGUCAGACACACAACACGAGUCCCUGUGCAGCCUGUCUGUAAGGAGAGCUCCUCGCCCCGCUGUGCUGUCAGGUGUGAGGUCAGUGAGCACCUUCUUUGCCUCUGUUGUACUGUUUGCCUUCCUUUCACAUUGAUUGUACCCCAACAAAAACCAGUGUGGCAGAAUGAGAAAAUCAACAGUGAUGUGACCCAAUACCCUAAAGCAAUAGUGUCUGUCAGGAAGAAACACUGAGAAGUUGUAUGUUUCUAUGGUUUGGCUUUAUGUAUGAAAUGUUGCCAAGUAUUUGAUGUAUUAUACUGUAAGACAGUAGUGCAUGCAUUUAUUUUUCAAUGGUCAAGAUGCCAUUAAAUUAAAAUCUGUGUCUCAAAUAAAUUUGGAUACAAGUUUUGAACAUCCAGCUCUUCUAUCAGAUUCAACAAGGUCAUGGGAAGGGACUGUGGGAACGGCUUUAGUGUCUUUCCAAAGUGAAUAUGGUACCAUGCAAAUACGGGCUCAGAACUGAAAGAAACCACCAAGGAGCUUCACUUGCUUUAGCAGAACCUCAAAUGCCACCCUGAAUUCAGCCUGCUCAGUGGCCACUGGUGUGGCUGCAGCCUGUGUUGCACCUGAGCAUCACCCAGCACCAGAGCUGCUCCUGAGCAAACUGCUUCUCACUGCACAUUGCAAACAAAAGGUAGAGCAUGGCAAGUCCAUCUGCGCACAGAGCUCUAGUCUGACUGACUAUUGCCACCACCACAAACUGAAAAGCAGCACAAAGAUAUUAAACUUGCCUCAAGAAAGCAGAACAGCCACAGUAUUUAAUGUCUAUAAGCUUUAUUGAUACUUGGGGUUCUCGGGGUUGUUGCUGUUUCUGUUGGGUUUGGUUGGUUUGUUUUACAUCUCACAAUGCAUUCCACAGACUUAGGUUUCAAUACAGCUUCAACUGCAAGUGUAUCCAUUUUGACUUACGUCUUGAAUAACAAGGUUUAUGUUUCCAAACAGCAUUUGCAGCAUUACUCAGUGCCCAGAUCAUCAGAGUUGGAGAGACUGAAGAAUGAUUUGCCCAAAAGGAACUACUGUACAUUUGUGCAACCAGGUGUAUGCUGUAGUUUUCUUGCAAUAGAGGUGGAGGUUCCUUUGUUCAUCUCUCUAUUUUUUUUACACAGAUGCUAGUGUUUACAGAGACAUUUCAGUUGUUCAAGCUUGUGUGCUAUGGAGCUAGUCCAGGGAUCAGUCAGUUCUCUGAAGGACAAAGCACUGUGGAGCAGCUGAAGGACUGAAGCUUGGUGAAACACAGAUAUAGAUAUAUAGGCAAUUGAGAAAACAAUCAAAUCACAAUACAGCUACACUCAUACCAAAAAGGCAAGGACUUCCCAAACUUGCUAAAAUGGUAUAUUCUGCUAAAACAUGUCAUUUUAGAAAAGGGGCAUCACCCUACACAGACCAUAGACAGUGCACAAAGGGGGAGGAGCGAGCCUCUGCUCCAGCUGCACCCCUGGGACGCAGCAGGGCCUACCUCUGCUGAAGCCAAAUGUACAGCUGUCUCACAUGUGCUGUCUCAGCCAGCGCUGCACACAGGAGAAAGGGAGAUGAUUAGUUGGAGCUCCAGACGUAGCAGCUUACGAUACUGAAGAUGAUAAAGCACAUGGCAGUCAAAAACAGGUACUUGGGUGGGUUUUCUUUCCUCAAGCACUGCGUCGCUACAAAAUACAGAUGUGUGAAAUUGCACUGCAAGGUGAAGGGCUUUGCUAUUCCCUGACCCUCCCCGUGGAAAUCCCAGUGAGUAUUCGUUCCCCCUCCGCGCCGAGGCCCCGCGGCCGCACGCCGCAGCCGCGCUACUCCGCCUUGCGCUUCAGCCCGGGGAUCUUGGCCUGGAUCCUGCGGAGGAACGGA